Messenger RNA from Rotaria sp. Silwood1, 3078 nucleotides. NCBI's taxonomy places the organism in Eukaryota, Metazoa, Rotifera, Eurotatoria, Philodinida, Philodinidae. The record is from the annotation of a GenBank genome assembly.
AUGAUGAACAAGUCCGACUCGCAUGACAGUGGUGUUGAAUAUAAUAAUCAUAGUGAACGAUUAAUUAAAGGUGAUCCAAUUUCACAAGCACGACGUGCACGUCGUCAAAAUCGAACAACUUCUGCAGCAACAAGUGCUGAUGAAACAAGAAUUGAAGUUCCCGAAACUCAUUUGCAACGACCAGCAUCUCGUCGAAGACGAAAACCAUCACCAAAUGAUUCUGUGGCACCUUCAUUAAAUAAUUCAACAACAGUUACUGUUGAAAAUGAAACAAAACCUAGACGAAAAAAGAAAACAUUUAAAAUACGUGAAGGCGAAGGCAUUGAAAUGACUGUCAAAAAACGAAGUGAUAGUCAAAAGAAAAAAAGACGAACAAAAUCAAAAGAAUCACAUUCAGAUACAGAAGCAAGAAUUGAUCCAAAUAAAGAUAAAAUACUUGGAAUUUUUAUUCAUCGAACAGAUCGUUUAAGAACAGAUCUUCGUCUUCGACAUCCGUUUGUACGGGUUCAUUUAAUUGAUCUUAAUACAAGAUCUUAUGUGCGAAAAAUUGAUCCGACUCGUUCAGUACUUCACUAUCAUAAUAUAAAUGAUCAAACAAGUGAUCAUAUUCAAUCUAUUUCAACUCAUCCAUAUGAUUUUAAUGCUAAUCGCUCAACUAUUCCAUCAUGGGAAGAUAUGCUUAUAAUCGAUGAAGAUUAUUCGUAUUUUACAUCAGUUCAACAACAAAAUGUUAUUGUUUUCUUCGAGAUUCUUGAAUAUCUUCAUAAUCAACAAAAUCUGAACGAUCUAUCCAAUACAUUUCCAAUCGCGUGGGCAUUUUUAAAAAUUGUUGGUAUACGAAAUACUCUUAAUACAGAACGAAUGGUUCGUUUACAACUUUGGCAACCAUUUCAACAACAACAUAGUUCAACAUCAUCAACACCAGAUGUUGUCUUGUGGUAUAAUCAUUCACAUCGAGAAAAAUAUCCAUCAACACUUUAUGUUACAAUAAAACCACUUAAUGCACGUGGUCAUUAUCAUCCUGGUAUACGAUCAAUUGUAGAUGGUGAUAUUAAAGGAAUGCGAGAACGAUAUGAUCAAUUAGCAAAAGAAAUGGAAAAUUCAAAUCUUCUUGAUCCAUCUAAUCAUCCUAUAGAUAGUCAACCAACAGAUAGAAUUAAUCAAACAAUGGGACCAUUACAACGUGUAGCAUUAUUACCACCACGUUGGCAGAAAUUUCCCAAUUCAAAAUGUAAAAUUCCAACUGAAUUAUUACUUUCACUUAAUACAAGUGAACGUGGCUGUUCAUCAAUACGUUUUUCACAUAAUGGUUAUUUUCUUGCUUGUGCAGAAGUAAAUAAAUUACAAAAAAAUAAUUUAAUAUCAAUUUUUGAAAUUCCACAUGAUCAACGUGUAACCGUAUUUAUUGGACAUUUACAAAUGAUUUAUGAUCUAGAUUGGUCUAGAACUGAUCGUUAUUUAGCAUCAGCAUCAGCCGAUUCAUCAGUCAAAAUCUGGAAUUUUGAACAAACACAACGAAAACCAUGGCGCUCAUUAGCUCAUCCAAGUUAUGUCUAUUGUGUUCGUUUUCAUCCAUUCGAUGAAGAUAUUAUUGUUACUGCUGGUUAUGAUAAAUUAAUACGUAUAUGGAAUCUCGAAAAAAAACAUGGAACUAGUGUACGAACAAUGCCUGAUCAUUUAGGAUAUAUAAGUAGUCUAUCAUUUAAUUCAGAUGGUACAUACUUAGCAUCAGUUGAUAGUAUUGGUGCAAUUAGAAUUUGGCAUGGUUUACCAAAUGAAACAAGCACAACACAUGCAUCUACGGACAGUUGGUCAUCGUCUUCGAAAUUAGAACUUGAUGAAUUAAAAAAUAUUCCAUUGAACAGUGUUACAUAUUCACCAAAUGGUAAUUUUCUAUUAGUAUCUGCUCGUGAUAAUUUAAUUGUUUUAAUUGAUGUUCGAAUCAAAACAAUUUCACGUCGUUAUACAGGAGCAUUCAAUUUACAAGAUCGUAUUCGUUCAACAUUUUCAACAUGUGGUUCUCUUGUUUUUGCUGGUAGUGAAGAUGGACAAGUACAUUGUUGGCAUACAUAUGAGGGAAAAUUACUUUAUUCAUAUAGAAAUUUAAAUUAUACUCAACCAGUUGUUGAUAUACAAUUUCAUCCAUUAGAUAAUUUAUUAGCAAUGUGUUCAAUUGGAACAUUACAUCAAGUAUAUGUAUUUCAACAUACAUUUGUUGAUGCAGAUAUUGAAGCAAAACCUUUACCACGACCAUAUACAGCAAAAGGAGGAUUAUUACCAACAACAACAUCUAUAGGCUUAUCUGAUAAUGAACAAAGACCAUCAGUAGCAACGAAAAAUCGAUAUGAUUCUAGUGCACGAGUUACUACUGCUUCAGAUACAGACAGAAGUCUUGUAAAAACAAGAGUAGAUAGUAGUGGUGAUGAAUUACGACCAUCAACAAAUGAAAAAAGAAAUCGACGAUUAGCAGUUGUUAAUAAAUUUCUUGAUGACAUGGAUGAUGCUAUUAAUGCUAAGUCUAAAACCAAUCACCAUCGAGAUUCCAUAACAGAUUAUGGUGGUGGUCAUCUUAUGUCACGUUCAACAGAACGUGAUAUUUCACCAUAUCAAGGACGUCGUAAUAUUCCUACAUCAGGUUAUAUUUCUGAUUCAGGUCGACCACCACUCGUUAGUCCAUUACGUAAUUUAACAUCACCAGAUCUUUUCGUACCUGUAUCAAAUCGAACUGAUGAUGAUGAUAAUAUUUCUCGAAAAUCUUCAUUAUCAUCGAAUCAAAUAAUGUAUGCAACAACCAAUUAUAAAGCUCAACGUCCUGAAGAAUUAUCAUUUUUAAAAAAUGAUAAAAUUAAAAUCUUAAAUAGAGAGUCUCAUUUACUUUGGUAUGCUGAACAUAUUCAAACAGGUACACGUGGUUAUGUUUCACCAAAUCGUGUACAUAUAAGUGCAAAAGAAUCAUAUUCAAAAUUACAAAAAUCAUCCAUAUCAAAUGCAGAUAUACAUUCAAUUAGUGAUAUACCACGUUUAAAUAAUAGUAGUCGACGAAUACAAAAAAGUGUCAAAUUUGACAGUUCCGAUUAG